This is a messenger RNA of Leptopilina heterotoma, 2547 nucleotides long. RefSeq lists its product as uncharacterized. The record is from RefSeq and is a predicted model, not a curated record. Bases 487 to 2469 code for a protein of 660 amino acids. The transcript has 5 exons. Lineage: Eukaryota; Metazoa; Arthropoda; Insecta; Hymenoptera; Figitidae.
AUCGACCAGUUUCAUCGUCCCGCCAGGAACGAAUUUUGCGACAUACAAUAAUUAUUGUCGUCUAACUGACGGCUACGCCUUUAUCUACAACAAUAUUCUAAUUUUUUUUUUUUUUUUGAAUAAAAAGAAACCCCUAUAUUAUUCUUCAAUGAGAAGUGAAAUUCCCCUGACAAUCGUCACAUAAAAUAUCUAAAGAAAUAAAUAAUUCAAAUCUGAAAUACGAGUCAAUAUUCUCAUAGAGGGAAAUUUUCGAGAAUUCUAAAAAAAAAAUAUUUUAGAAUCAAAAAUGAAAGAAAUUUAUAAUGAAAAUUCAUAAUAACCAAGGAAAAUAUUCGAAAAUGGUGAGAUUAAAAUUUCCAGAAUUUAGAGAGAAAAUAAAAAAUUCUCAAACUGUCUACCACAGGGACUAUUUUCAAUGGGGCGAAAAAGAUUUACUUUCGAGAAUAUCACUUAGUCAAUGCGAGUGAUUCUCAGAAUGAUCAUCAAAUGAAGAGACAGAUAAAAAAACUUGGGUGCCUAAAGAAAUGGCUCAUAGUGAUAAUUAUAUUCAUCUUAGGAUAUUUAAUUGCAAUUAAUAGUAUUUCAUUCCGACAGUUUCGACUCGAAUCGUACUUAAAUAAUUUAUCUCAAGGAACUGAUGUUGAAUCACGGCCUCAUUUAGUAGUAAUUAAUAAUUCUGGUUACCUAGUACAAAAGAAAGGAUGUCGAAUUCCAUCAAUGGAUCCUCAUGAUCCGGCAAUUAAGAAAUAUAUAGAAAUUGCUAAGCCUAUAAAAUGCAAUAAAGAAGAUUAUUUAUCGCUUAUAGAAUCAAACAAUACUGCAAUUUUUGUUAAUAAUGAAUCAAAAGAGCGUUUCUAUAAUGAGACUGAAAUCGCCGAUUGUUGUUGGCAGGCGUUUUGGCGAACCAAGAACGAGGAUAAUUCUUACACACAUGAAAUGCAGUGUCGUAAAUUUGAAAAUUCAGUGAACAUUUCGGAAGAAUUCAUUCAAGUCCAAUGCUCAAGAAAUAAUAAGACUAUUUAUAGAGACUUUCACGCAUUUCUGCCUCGAAAACCCGAUGUUGAGGCACGAAUUGAAAAGGCAAAAAAAUCCGAAAAACCUCAUCUCAGUCUAUUAAUUGUAGGAAUAGAUUCUGUCUCGAGACUCAAUUUUCAUCGUAUGAUGCCAAACGCGGUGAAAGCUCUUCGCGAUCUCGGCGCUGUGGAAAUGCUUGGUUACAAUAAAGUUGCGGAAAAUACUUAUCCAAACGUAAUACCAACACUGACAGGUCUCUCUAGUGAGGAGGUGCAAAAAACCUGUUGGAAAUCAGUGAAGAGUCCCUUCGAUCCUUGUCCAUUUAUAUGGAAGAAUUUCAGUUCAGCCGGUUAUCGUACAAUAUUCGGCGAAGACGCCUGUGACAUUUCGACAUUUAAUUACCUGAAACCAGGAUUUCGCUCUCAACCAACAGACUAUUAUCUCCGACCCUAUUGCAUCGCUGCCGAGAAGGAAAUUGGAAAUCACCACAAAGUUAAUACAAAUCUCUGUCUUGGGGCGAGAAAAAAUUUCCAAGUUCUUCUUCAGUAUUCAUAUAAAACAGCUCUUGAAUUUAAGAACGAUCCAUAUUUUGCAUUCUUCUGGCAAACGAGUCUCACUCACGACUAUCUGGAAAAUGCCCAAUUAGGCGAUGAAUCAUACAGUGAAUUUAUCAUAAAUCUAAAGAAAAAUAAUCUCCUCGAGAAUACGGCAUUAAUCAUAAUGAGUGAUCAUGGCUUAAGAUGGGGUUCAUUUCGUCAGACCUAUCAAGGACGAGUCGAGGACAGUCUACCAUUUGUUUUUCUCGUCAUACCCGAUUGGUGGAAGGAAAAAUUUCCCGGUCCCUGGGUGAAUUUACGAAGAAAUACCAAGAGUCUAACGACAGCUUACGAUUUACACGAAACAUUAAUGGAUCUCCUCAAUCCCCAACAAUUGAACGAAGAAACAAUGCGACAAAGAGGUAAAUAUGUUUUAAAAAAAGAAACAAGAGGUAUUAGUUGGUUUCUUCCGAUUCCCGAUUAUCGAACAUGUUCAAUGGCGGGAAUUCCCGAACAUUGGUGCAUGUGUCAUGGUAAUAAGAAUGUUUCUCUAAUUGAUCCAAAUGUACAGAGUAGCGCUAAAUUUAUAGUUGACGAAUUAAAUCGAAUGCUUGGUAAAUUUCCCCAGUGUGCUAAAUUGAAAUUAAAACGAUUGACUGAAGCGACAAUGUUGUCAAAAGAAGAGAAGAAAAUUAGUAAAAAGAAGAAGAAGAAAAAUGAAACAUCAGCGCCUUGGUUUGAUUUCACGAUAACAUUUGAAACGGAGCCGGGCAAUGCAAUUUUUGAAGGAUCCGUUAGAUAUAGAAAUAAGAGUGAAAAAAUAGAAUUAACCGGAACUAUCAGCAGAUUAAAUGCCUAUGGGAAGCAGAGUGCCUGCAUUGACGAUUUCAACAUGCGUUUAUACUGUUAUUGUAUUUAGAGACGCAUGUACAUAUCUAGGGAGAACACAUGUGAUAUUUUAUAGCAAUGGGAAUAAAAUUCAUUAUAUAUUGUUGAA